Messenger RNA from Heterobasidion irregulare TC 32-1, 2871 nucleotides. RefSeq lists its product as uncharacterized. The coding region runs from base 1 to 2871 and encodes 956 amino acids. The record is from RefSeq and is a predicted model, not a curated record. The transcript is spliced from 8 exons. NCBI's taxonomy places the organism in Eukaryota, Fungi, Basidiomycota, Agaricomycetes, Russulales, Bondarzewiaceae.
AUGACUUCUUUCAACAAUGAAACCAAUGGCCAUAUUUCUAUUGACAGCGGUUUAACCUUGUCUCCUCUUGAUUCCACUCCUGCUUCUGUCAAUUCUGAGCCUACUAUGACAUCUACUGCCUUUGAUAGCAUUUCAGGAACUACAGCAGCCUUAGGACCAUUUGCUACAUAUGAAGACUGGAAUACUCAAGUUCAAAACUCUUUGAACAAAAAUGGCCUAGUUUAUAUUCCUUUUACUUCCAAAAUAGCUCACUUCAAGGGUCAAAGAGCUAUAAAUCAAGCCUUUUUGCUCAAAUUGACAAAUGCCUUGCUGAACAACAUUGCAAAUGAUAUUGAUGAGAGCUGGUUAAAUCCCAUAUUUAUUAUUGGUGGAUCACUCUUGGCAGAUGAAAGAUUGCGUCAACUAGGAAAACAAAAUCAAAAAGAGGUUUUAAACUGGGGUAUAGAUGGAAUGUUGGAUGAACCAUUGAUUUGUGCCGAUGGCCAACAUCGUCACUUAGCUGGUAUAAAGGCAAACAAAAAAGGCUGGUAUGCUCGUAUUAUAAACAGAGACUUAUGGCAAUAUGGCAUUGAGCACAGCUUUCUUAUUCCAUGGUCGGUUCUUCUCAAUGGUGUAGCAGAAGUCUAUGCACCAUCUUCAAAGCCCGACAAACUUCUCUCAAUAUUAUGCCAUGCAUAUUCCUUGCAUUGUAUCUAUUUUCUAGAUUCUUACAAAGUUGACAAAACUGCUCAGGCUACACAACUUGGACACAGUAUUGCUGUGUCUUUGGACAAUCACAAAAUGGCCUCAGAAAAACUACUUCUGGUGUUUGCAAGCUUCAUACUUGAUCCAAUUUAUCGUACUCCCAAGCAGUUUUCCAUUACUCGGCAUGCUUUGGUAUUGCAUAAACUGGUGGAUUUCUUGUCAGAAAAUCCUUGGGCUCGUGAAGGUGUUUUGCCUAUUAUAUUUCAGACCUUUGCAAAGAAUGGGUAUUAUUUUCCAAUGAUGAUUUUAGCUCAUGCUUCAGAUCAAUUUCGGGAGUUUCGUAAAGCUAAAGUUGGCUUAGUCAAUACCAUCACCAAUGGCAAGACAAAGAAGUUCAUGAAAUCUACAGUUGUUUCUAUCGAUACAUGGUUUGAGGAUAUGCCUGUCAAUUGCUAUUGGCUUGAUCAAACAAGCCGAGAAGAAGCACUUGAAAGGUUAAUUACCUUAACAACACCUAGUGACAAUUGUGAAUACCAAUAUUUGGAAAAUUAUGGACGAAUCAAUACCUACUUUCAACCAGGAAGUCUUCUGUGGCGUUCUUUUCUUAGGGGAGGAUUAGGAAAUUUGAUGUCAAAUGUACAUAAAUGCUCUUACAUUCUUGCUUAUUUGCUGACACCUAACUUUGCUGAACUCCACAAUGAGGGACGGACACUGCCCAAAGUUCAGUUAGAAGCUACUGGGAAGAUUUCAUUUUUCCAUUUAUUAUGGAGCCAAACAGCUGAGGGCUUCUUGAGGAUUGCAAUUGCACGUGAACAUGGACAAUUUCCAAAUUAUGAAGGCACUGCAGAUUUGGAAAUCUAUCAUUCAAGUCUAAAUAAGCCUGAAUACACUGAGAGGCUGAAUCAAAUUUAUCUCUAUUUUUCUCGUUACUCUAGCAAGCUUGUUGAAGAUGCCACCCUUAACAUCCUUGGUCUGCCUAAUCAAUAUCUCAAGAAUCCUAGCAAUUUUCAUUUCAGAGACACUACUGUUUAUCUAAACAGUAAUACACUUUCUCAAUUUCCUGAAGAGGAGUCAACCUGGAGAUCUUAUACUAAGAACUUGGCAACAAAUUCACUGGUGUGGUACCAUCUCUUGUUACUAUUGAAGUUUGAUCUUGGAAAACCAUUGACUUGUAAUCCGGCAAUGAUCAUUCCUCUCACACCUCCUACAUUCUCUUCUGAAACACCACAUUCUCAAGAAGCUAGUUCUAGUAGCCACCAUCUUGAUGAUGAUGAUGAUGAUGAAUUCAUAGAGGAUGAUCAAUCUAAAAAGCGAAAAAGAGCCAAUACAGAUCAAGGGCAGAAUAAAAAAAUCAACAAAGGCAAAGGCAAGAUGGUGGAAAAGAACAAGGACAAGGAAUUAGGAAAAGGCAAGAGUGUGGGAAAGGAUAAAGGAGUAGGAAUGGGAAAGGGAAAAGGAAUAGGAAAGGGCAAGGGAGUAGGCAAGGGGAGUAUCAAAAGCAUAAAGAACAAGAUUACAAAGCAAUGGGUGGAGAAAAUCCAAAAAACAGACCUUGUUUUUAUAGAUCCACCUGAAGGGAUAGUUGUAAAGGACUCCCCUUAUGAAUUUGGGUAUGGAAGGGUCCAAUCUAAUCAGCCACUGAUAAGAGCUGAAGCACCAGAGGCAAAUAUUGCACACAAGGAUUGUCUUGAUCUUCUAAACCAAUUUAAGGAUGCAAGACGCCUUCACCAAAUUUCUAGACUUUUACAAACUCUAUUGGUCACAGAAGCAUUUCAAUCAGAGCUCCGCAAGACAGAUCCUCAAAUCCCAGAGCCAAAAGAGCAUCAAGUAGCUUGUCUUGAGGCCUUGAAUACAGAAAGCGUCAAAUCACUCAAAGAUCUCAAAGGGCAUAUUAUGACUAAAGCGCUGAGAGAAUAUGUAGUGUCGGGUCGGUGGGCAGACAUUCAUACAGGCACCUUGAUGGUACAAGAUAUUUCUGAGGUGGACAAUGACAGUGAAAGCAGCCAGGUAGCAGACUCACAGAUGGACAUUGAUAUAGUUGACUCAGAUAUGGGCACUGAUAAUCAUGACAAUAAUCAUGAUAACAAUGAUGAGUAUAUCAAUGAUGACAAUAGUAGCAGUAGUGGUAGCAGUAAUAGUAGCAGUAAUAGUAGCAGUCAUAGUAGCACAGCUAUGAAUGUUAACUAG